Messenger RNA from Arachis stenosperma, 606 nucleotides. RefSeq lists its product as uncharacterized. Lineage: Eukaryota; Viridiplantae; Streptophyta; Magnoliopsida; Fabales; Fabaceae. The record is from RefSeq and is a predicted model, not a curated record. The transcript is spliced from 4 exons. The coding region runs from base 1 to 606 and encodes 201 amino acids.
AUGAACUGCUUCUCCAACCUCUCAUCCUACACUGCCGCCAUCCUCGCUCGCUUCCUAUCCAUCCGUCGUUCCCUCUGCAACUUCCCCAUUAAGCUAACUCUUCCUCCUACUCUCUCUCCCCGCUCUCAAUUCGUGCUCGCUAGGUUUCCCUCUGGCUGCUGCUGCUACUCCUCCUCCUCUGCCAAGAAAGGCCGCAAGAAGAAGGUGGUGGAGCCUGAACCUGUGGCGUCUGUUAUGGAGCACGAGGAGAAGGUCACCUUCUUUGUGGUCCGAAAAGGGGACAUCGUUGGAGUAUAUGAUACACUCGUUGAUUGCCAGUCUCAAGUUGGAUCCUCUGUAUGUGAUCCUCCUGUUAGUGUGUACAAGGGAUAUUCUUUAUCGAAGGACACUCAGAAUUAUCUUGUUUCACGUGGACUCAAGAAUGCCUUGUACACAAUUAGAGCUGCUGAUUUGACAGAGGAUUUAUUGGCAUGCUUGUUCCUUGCCCUUUCAAAGAAUUUGCUCCAAGGUUGUGAUCCUGCUUCUAUUGAAAGGGCCACUUCAAGUAACGAUGUAUCGAAAAAGAGAUAUGUAGAGAUGCUUGAACUAGAUAAUGUGAUAUACUGA